AUGUCACGUUCAUCCGUCUACUCAGAUGACAGCCGCUCAUCGGCAUGGACGACUACUUAUACCCGAAUACCCAAGAAACAGCCCAAGGCUCUCCGCUUUCUCUCGUGGGUAGCUGGAGCACCACCCGGAGCUACAGCUGUCAAGAAGAGAACAAGAGACUACCGGGAUGACCGUUCAGUCAGUUCCAGUGGCUCGACGUUCUCCAACUGGGAUCAGUCCGACACACAGCUCUACUGGGUUGUUCAUCCCAACAGCUACUAUUACAGUGGUAGCAGUAGGGGUAGCACCAGCAGUGGAUCUAGUAAGCGAAGUGGACGGGGCCACAAGAGCGGAGGUGGCUCCCGUAAGCACUUUGACGGAGCCGUUCCUCGGCCGGUGGUUCAGCCGAUGAACAUGAACGGCGGUCCCCCACCACAACAUCCACCUCCGCCUCCGAUGGCCCCACCCAUGGACGGAGGCUAUGAUGGAGGCCCAGGUUAUGAUGCCGGCUACGGCGAUGGUAUCUAUGAUGAAGGCUAUGAUCCCAAUUUCGGUGGUGGUCAUCCCCCUGCCCCGAUGAUGGGUGGGUAUCCUGGCCCUCCUCCUCACAUGCCUCCACCACCUCCCAUGCAUCCCCAGAUGCCCGGUGGAAUGCCCGGCGGAGCUCCCUUCAUCGACUUGACUGGGCAGAACCACCCAGGCGGUAGAGGAGGUCCCUCCUCAGAAUCAGACGGUUGGAGUUCUGAGGAAGAUUAA
Fusarium subglutinans is the source of this 735-nucleotide messenger RNA. RefSeq lists its product as uncharacterized. Lineage: Eukaryota; Fungi; Ascomycota; Sordariomycetes; Hypocreales; Nectriaceae. The coding region runs from base 1 to 735 and encodes 244 amino acids. The record is from RefSeq and is a predicted model, not a curated record. The transcript has a single exon.